Molecule: messenger RNA, 1557 nt
Organism: Elaeis guineensis (African oil palm)
Lineage: Eukaryota; Viridiplantae; Streptophyta; Magnoliopsida; Arecales; Arecaceae
Product: pentatricopeptide repeat-containing protein At5g66520
Biological process (GO): RNA modification
Molecular function (GO): protein binding; RNA binding
Source: RefSeq, a predicted model, not a curated record
AUGUCCGACGGUGGCGCCGCCACCCUCGCCCUCCUCCAGUCCUGCGCCACCCUCCGAGACCUCCACCAAGUUCACGCCCAGAUGAUAAAAACCCAGCAUGACCGCUCCUCCUUCCUCGCCGGCAAGCUCGUCGCUUUCUGCUCCCACCGCAACCUCAUGGACUACGCCCUCUCCGUCUUCGCCCACACCCCCUCCCCAGGCCUUUUCGCCCGCAACUCCAUUAUCCAUGGCUACCUCCAGGCCUCCUCCCCCCACCUCGCCCUCCUCUUCUUCGCCUCCCGCCCCGCUCUACCCCCCAACUCCCAUACCUUCCCCCUGCUCUUCAAAGCCUGCGCCCACCUCCACGACCUCCUCCUUGGUAAAGCCCUCCAUGGCCACCUUCUAAAGAUCGGAUUCCACUCCGACCUCCACGCUCAUACCGCCCUUCUUUACCUCUACGCCUCCUGCGGCCAAGUCAUAUCCGCGCGCAAGCUGUUCGCUGUUAGUCCCCACGGAGACUGCAUCGCUUGCUGGAAUGCCAUAAUUUCGGGUCUCGUCAAGGGUGGCCGCUCGAAGGAGGCCUUGGAGCUAUUUUACGAGCUGCUGGGAAUGGAAUGUCGUCACAGGGAGACUCCAUUAGAGGCGGAUGAGAUUACAAUCGUUAGUGCUCUGGCCGCUUGCACGGAUCUCGGCGCGUUGGACUCGGCAAAAUGGAUACACGAGUAUGCUCUGAAGAAUGAAGUCCGGGUUAAUGUGUGUGUUGGCACGGCGCUGGUUGAUGCUUAUGCGAAGUGCGGGAGCGUCGACCUUGCGAGGAGAGUGUUUGAUGAGAUGCCUGAACGGAAUGUGAUGUCUUGGACCGUGAUGAUUAGAGGACUUGCCAUGUUUGGGCAGGGCAGGGAGGCUCUCGCAUUGUUCUCCAAGAUGGUUUCUGAGGGUGGAGCACCUGAUGAUGUUACAUUUGUUGGUGCUCUGUCGGCUUGCACUCAUUCAAGAUUGGUUGAUGAGGGCCGGCGUAUCUUUGACAGCAUGGGCAAGUGUUUCAAUGUUUCGCCGAAGAUGGAACACUAUGGUUGCAUGGUCGAUUUGUUGAGCAGGGUGGGGUUGUUGAAGGAGGCAUUGGAUUUGAUAGAGAGUAUGCCAAUGAAGCCUGAUGCUGCACUCUGGGGCUCUCUAUUAAGUGCUUGCAGGAGGAAUCCAAGUCAUUUGGAGCUUGCUGAAUAUGUGGCUGGCCGUUUGAUGGAGAUCGAACCUUAUAAUGAUGCUACUUAUGUCUUGCUAUCAAACAUUUAUGGUUACCAUAAUAGAUGGGAAGAUGUUGGGAGAAUUAGGACAUGGAUGAAAGCUAGAGGAAUAAGCAAGACUCCAGGAUGCAGCUCUGUUGAAUUAGAUGGCGUGGUUCAUGAGUUUAUUGUUGGGGAUAAGUCACACCCUGACAUUGAAGAGAUACAUGCAAUGGUGGAAGAGAUUGAAAUGAAGGUUGUCGAGAUGGGACAUGUGGUGGAUACUUCAGAGGUAUUGCUAGACAUUGAGGAGCAUGAGAAAAUGAAUGCUUUGAUGCUCACAGUGAGAAACUAG